Messenger RNA from Adelges cooleyi (spruce gall adelgid), 2349 nucleotides. RefSeq names its product dynein regulatory complex protein 1-like. The record is from RefSeq and is a predicted model, not a curated record. The transcript has 10 exons. NCBI's taxonomy places the organism in Eukaryota, Metazoa, Arthropoda, Insecta, Hemiptera, Adelgidae. Gene Ontology annotation, cellular component: axoneme; axonemal dynein complex. Bases 1 to 2349 code for a protein of 782 amino acids. Gene Ontology annotation, biological process: cilium-dependent cell motility; axonemal dynein complex assembly; regulation of cilium movement.
AUGGUCAAACAGCAAACGAAAACGACAGGGAGGAGGGACAAUGAUAGCAACUCGGACGAUUCAGACGUGAGUACGACGCUUUCCGAUGCCGAAGAAAGGAAACAGGCCAGGAGACAAAAUAUCGGCCGCCGGGCUCAUUUGGUCGAGUUCGAGCAAGAGGAAAUCAGGCGGAAACAGCUUGAAAAACUGAUUGUGCCCAACGCGGUCACCGUGCAAAUAGAAACCAGCGAGUUCGAAUUGGCCCAAAUAAUUGAAGAAGCCCAUGCUGUGAUUGGCGAAAAACGUUUGGAAGUCGACAACGCAGAGAGUGUGCGCAAGUGGACCGACGAAAACGCCAACAGAGAACGCUGGGACACGGUUAAAGCGGCUGUGGAUAAAAUCAACAAAGCCUACAAGACUGUCGACGACCAAUUCGAAGCUAUCAGCAAAAAGAACGACGUGGUCGUUAUCCACGAGGAUAUCGAAACGAUCAGAGAACAAGGCGCCAAGCUGUUGAGACAAAAAGAUGAAAUAAUCGGCGCGUUGAUGCGAGAAAUAGACGAUACAAUGUCCAAGACUCUUCGCGAGAAAAGUUCACAAAGCGACGACCUGGAGAGGCUGUACAAGAUUGCCAACGAUCACAUGGCAGACAUUAAAAACGCUCACGCCGAGCACCUGUCGCUCAUCGAACAACUGAUGUACGAGGAAAUGGAGAAGAAACAAACGAACAAUACCACAGCCUGGCAAUCGGUGUACGAGCGAAUCGUCGAAGACCAUUCCAACGCAAUGGACGUACGCUUAAAGGUCAUCGAAGACAAAGAGAAAAAACUAAUGGACCAGUUCGAAGAAAACGAAGAGAAAGCGAAAAACGUUCGGAUUAACGUGACCAAGGAAACUGACGAGAGUGUUCGCGAAUUGGAGUUUGUAAAAAUGAAGUGCUUCGAAAAUGCCGAAAAACUUCAAUACAACUACGACGUCCUAAGGAAAAGAACUGACGAAAACGCAACGGCUUUGGCUACCCGAAAGAGACGGAUCAACGCAAUGCGACAAACCGUGUACGAUCUGAAGACCAAGCUAAGAGAAAACGACAAGCAAUAUUUAGCCCGGAUUCCGAUUUUGAAAGAAGAGAUUGUCAAGGUGAACGCGGAAAUCGACAGACUCGAGAAGAAAGCGGAUCUUAUCGCCAAACUCGAAGCCAGGAAAUUCAAAGAGGGUUGGGCGCUGGAACAAACGCGCAUAAUCGAAAUUAUCCAACAGAUUCACAAUACCGACCGAAUCAUACACGAAGAGUACUUGGGCGUGCCGCACAUUGCUUUGUUUGAACUUCCCAGCGUGAACGACUUGCCGUCUUACAAGCAAAUGGUCGACUCGAUAAUGUCUUCAGGUCCACCGUCCAACGACGGUAAUAAAAACGCCCACAGCGAGUACGCAAAAGCCAGGAUCAAAGCUCUGAUGAGGUUGAUUUUGGACUUGACGGUGAAGGAGUCGAGGUUGACGGUCGACGACCAUCUGGUCGGAAUUUUCUGGCCUUAUCGCAUGAAAAACUUACCUCUCAUCUACAACAUGAUGAAAACUCUGGGUCUGAACAAGACUGACACGUGGGAUCUGAUCGUAUCCAAUUUUAAGCCACUUGUAUACUGUGAGGUUUGCGGCACGCCUGUGGCAUGGUCUGAAAUCGAGACUAAAGCCGACGAAGAAACCGUUUGUUUUGACGGUUUGACCAACCAUCGAGUUGAUGUAUGCAAGUCCAUAGACCAUUUGAUGAACCAACUGUUGGCUUUCACCGACGACCACGUGAACCGUUUGAACGUUGGACUGAAAACGUCCUUUGGUGAAAUGCACGAAGACACAAAAGACGUGCACCACGUGUCAGGUGCAGAUAAUCUUACGGCGACCGUACGAGAUCGUCCAGACGUGUUGUGCACAAACUUGGUCCACAAAAUCACUAUGGACGAGAACGGUUAUUUGAGAGUUAUGAAAAAAAUUAUAGAACAAUCCAAACCCAAAGCCAAGAACGUGCCACAAUCGUUGAACCAGAGAAUCGACAAGCAAUACGAUUAUUUUAUGUGGACGGUAAACGAAGACGAUAUGCGAUCCUUUUGGUUGAAAUUCGUUAAGUCUAUUCCGCCCAAUCGAAUGGACUUUUGGGACACAAUCAACAUGGCCUUGCGGCAUUAUUACAACGCGUUAAUAGAACAAAAAAAACAAAUGUCGAAAGCAGAAAAAGCGAAAACCGAAAAUUUUGAUUUGAGAAGUACAUUACACAGAUUAGAGCUUCAAAAAAAUACAAACGGUGGAUUUAAGACAUGUACUAACGUCGACUGUUCAACCGUUCAAGUGCUUUCUUUGGUCAAUUUAAAGUCUGAGUGA